AAUCAGCUACAUACCAGAGAUAAUCGGUAAACCUGCCACUUUGCUACUGACAUAUCAAAUAAUCCGCGAAUUUCACUCGUGAAACAAUAAAACAAUAAUAAUCCACCACUCGUGAGUCAAAUCAUCGUCGACAAGACCCAAAACCCCGAUAAUAUCCAGAAAACUGGACAAAUGUAGACGUGAAUUCCCUGGAGUUUUUCACCUUCACUUUGGGUAAAAAUAAGUGUAUAUAAUUAUCGGUCUCAGGACGUACAUUCGAUUGCACGUAAAGGUCAUUCAGCAUUAUGCCUUUAAAUGCAGAUAUAUCAACUGCCCUCCAUCUACUGGAGCACAUUUACGAUCGAGUCAAGGACAGUGAUGAUCCAAAACUCCAGAUGCACACGAGCACCGAUUUGGAGUCCUUGAUAUCCCUCCUGGAGAAUCCAGUGCUUCGAAACAUAGCUGUAAUCCAGGAUUCACUGGGCGAUUUGAACACCCAAUUGACCCAGCAUCCCUCCAUCCUCCCUGGGGACUUUGAUAUCAAUCUGAACGGUCAGCUGGAGCUAUCAGUCCCCACAACGCCGACCCAACCGAUCGAAGGUAACAUUUAUCAGGAAUUGUAUCAGGACACUAGCGAGCAGGACGACCAGAGGGUCCCCGUGGCUCCUCUGGUCCACAGCAGCAGUGAGGACACAUCGGCGCAGGUCACUAGUCCAAGUCUUGCUUCUGAGGUCAUUGGCAUUCCACCCAUCACCACUCCAACUUAUGCCAAGGAAUUUCAAAAGGUCAUUGAUGCUGCUGCUAAGGGCAGACAAGUUGUCACUGUUCAGUUGUAUAAACCCGAGGGCACAAGUCUCGGUUUUAGUGUUGUUGGUCUCCGUAGUACUGAUAAAGGAGAACUUGGAAUUUUCCUCCAGGAAAUUCAACCGAAUGGAAUUGCAGGAUGUGACGGUCGACUGGUAGAGGGUGAUCAAAUACUGGCGAUCGAUGGACAGCCACUGGACUCGAAUAUAUCGCAUGAGCAGGCAAUUUCAAUCCUCCAAAAGGCCCGGGGAAUCGUCGAAUUAGUUGUUGCUAGAAGUAAUCAAGAUCCCGUGCCACCGCAUGCAGCAUCAGAAGCAUCGACCCCAACCCUCAUCGCCAGCGAGGCGGACCAAAAGGAUCACCAGCCCGAGAAAGACUGGUCGACCACUUCAACCGUACAAUCAUCGAAAUCGAACCAAUCAUCCCACCCCCAGGCGCCACCCCCCGAGUCCCUCCCCAUCGAGAGGAGUCCCUCAGCCGUCAGUGACACCUCCAAAACUGGCUCUGACAUGGUUUUAAAUACAGAGUGGGCCCAAGUAGAAGUUAUAAACCUGAUAAACGAUGGCAGUGGUCUGGGUUUCGGUAUCAUCGGUGGCAGGAGCACUGGAGUCGUUGUCAAAACAAUUCUGCCAGGUGGUGUUGCUGAUCGUGACAACAGGCUCCAGAGUGGUGAUCACAUUCUCCAGAUCGGUGAUGUCAAUUUACGAGGAAUGGGGUCUGAACAGGUGGCAGCAGUACUUCGACAAUCAGGCACUCACGUUCGUCUCGUUGUGGCAAGACCAGUUGAGCCAACAUCCCCUGAUUACCAGGCCCUGGGGAGUCAUGCCCCCAUUGUCCCCACGAAAAUCCUGGGUGACCCCGAGGAGCUCGACAGGCACCUGCUGCACACAGCUCCCGAGACCUACAACCUCCCACACCUCAGAAAAGAAUCGACAACUGACAAUGGGGGGUUCAAUCAGGAUGGAGACAUGGAAAUGCACAGACCCAGUCUCAUAAUGGAUGUCGUGCGCAAUCCCCUGCCAAUUGGGGCAAUUCCGAUAAUUCCUGUCGUUCCAGUAAUUCCAGACCUCCCGGUACUCUCUAUGGAUCCUCUUGACGUCAGUUCGCUCCCUGAAAUGGAGAGAUUCACUGUGGAGCUCAAAAAGGAUAGUUAUGGAUUGGGAAUUACCAUCGCUGGAUACGUUUGUGAAAAAGAAGAACUUUCUGGAAUUUUUGUAAAGAGCAUCAGCAAGGGAAGUGCUGCUGAUCUCAGUGGAAAAAUUCAAAUUAAUGAUAGAAUUGUCGAAGUUGAUGGGCACUCACUCCAGGGAUAUUCGAAUCACGAGGCUGUGGAGGUGCUCAGGAGCACUGGACAAAUAGUUAUGCUGUGCUUGGAGAGAUACUUACGUGGACCAAAGUAUGAACAACUGCAGCAGGCCAUUGCUGCCAGCGAGCUGAGGGUGCCUCAACCCAGCUCACCUUCACUCACGAGUUUACCCAGUUUUCCUAUCAGUGCUGAUGGAGACACCAUGACCGAGAUUGAAGCUGAGAAUGAGUCUCAUACAACAGUGGACAGUGCUAUCUUGCAGGAAGGGGAAAAGUUUGAUGAUGAACCUGAAGAUAUGUCACUCGUGGAGGCUCUAUUGAGCGAUCCAUCCUGUGAACUUACGCCACAGAUUCAAGCGGCUAUUAAAGUCAAAUGGCAACGAAUUGUUGGUCCUGACGUUGAGAUUGUUGUGGCUCAAUUGAAGAAAUUCGCCGAAAGUAGUGGUCUCGGUAUAAGUUUAGAGGGCACAGUAGACGUAGAAAAUGGACAGGAAGUUAGGCCACAUCAUUACAUUCGUUCGAUUUUACCAGAAGGUCCUGUUGGACAAAAUGGAAUCCUCAGGUCUGGGGACGAACUUCUCGAGGUCAAUGGCUAUCGUCUAUUAGGUAUUAAUCACAUGGAAGUAGUGACGGUUUUAAAAGAACUCCCAAUUCACGUGCGAAUGGUGUGUGGGAGGAGUACAUCCUCCCAGGACGCCCUGUGUCCCAUCGACACUGCACAGCAUCAAGCGGCAUUUCAGACUCGAAGUAUUCUGGGCGGGUCCCUACAAAAUUUACUACCAACGAUGGAUCGUUUAGUGAAGGCCAAGUCGGAUGGCUCUCUGGCAUCAACAACGACAACAGCUACUGUCACUGACGCCAGUUUGUCAAAGAUGAAGUCUAGAUCGCUGGAGCCACUGACUGGACUGGCAAUGUGGAGUUCAGAGCCACAGAUUAUUGAGCUUGUUAAGGGGGAAAGAGGCCUUGGAUUUUCUAUUUUAGAUUAUCAGGAUCCAAUGAACCCCAACGAAACUGUGAUAGUAAUACGAUCAUUAGUGCCAGGUGGUGUUGCACAGAUGGACGGACAACUAAUUCCAGGUGAUCGUUUGUUAUUCGUAAAUAAUAUUGUUCUUGAGAAUGCAACGCUUGAUCAAGCUGUCCAAGCGUUGAAGGGUGCACCAAAGGGAACAGUAAGAAUUGGUGUUGCUAAACCAUUGCCAAUACCAGACAGUAUUGCCCAAGUUGGCAGUACAGAUGUAAGUAAAAAUGACAAUGGUUCAUCAACACUGACUAUUAUAAAUAAUGAUAAACACAGGAGGGAGUAUUUUAGAAAGAGGAAAAUUAAUGUUACACAACCAUUACAGUAUGUUAAUCUUAUUGAGAGUCUAGAGAAUCAACAUAAUCUUGUAAAGUCAGAAAGUUUCUAAUGAAUAUUAAAAAAUCAUACGAAAUGAGAGACAAUGGAUGCAUUGAGGGGAGAAACACGAAUUAGAGAAUCUAUCAUCAGACAGAGAAAUUAUUUAUUUUCAUUGAAUAAAUAAUUUUCGUUUCAUUACCUUCAAUUGUAUUCAAUCAAAUCGUGUGCAAACGAAAAUUUAUUUUUUAGAAGUGUUUUUUCUUGAAUCAAAAACAACUUUUCUCUUCAAUAUCGAAAAAAAUUACAAGUUAUAUUUACAUUUUAUUAGAGUGAAUUAUUUCAUGUAUUAUUCCACGAUGUAUUUACGUAUCUAGUACACUGGCAUCUCUACACCUGUAAGAAAUUCAUGUUACUUGAAAUUUUA
Molecule: messenger RNA, 3848 nt
Organism: Diachasma alloeum
Lineage: Eukaryota; Metazoa; Arthropoda; Insecta; Hymenoptera; Braconidae
Product: patj homolog
Exons: 14
Coding region: 285-3494 (1069 amino acids)
Molecular function (GO): protein binding
Source: RefSeq, a predicted model, not a curated record